UCUGCAAAGGACCUUGUGUCCUCUCCUCUCCUGUCUUCUCUUUCAUCUUUCACGCCAAACUCUCUCUCUCUCUCUAAAACCCUGUUUUAGGGUUUUUCUAUAUAGCCUCAGAACUUGUUAUUGUCCACCUCUCUCCAAUGGCUCUCUCUUCUUCUUCUUCUCAACCACUCCCUGUUCUCACUAUCCUCCUCAUCUUCUUCUCCAUUGUUGGCUAUUCACAACCCGUUCUCAACUCGGACGAGCAAGAAUCGGUGUACCGAGUCCUCGAAUCCAUCAACUCGGACAUCCCAUGGCGGACUCUCUUCCCCGACGACCUCUGCUCCUCCGCCCCACACGGCGUCGUCUGCGACUUCUUCGAUUCCGCCACCGAAACCGAGACAUUGCACGUCUCGGAGUUGAGUUUCGGCUACGUCUCGGACUACUCUCCGAACCCACCAUGCACACCCACCUCCACCAUUAACGACCACCUCUUCUCUUCCUUCAAACACCUCAGAAAACUCUUCUUCUAUAGAUGUUUCACCGAUUCACAAGUCUAUGUUCCCGAUUUCUCCACCUUCGGAGCUUCUUUGGAAGAGCUUUUGUUCAUUGAAAGCCCAUCUUUGAUUGGUUCUCUCGAUGGAAAACUUGGAAACUUGACGAAUUUGAAGAAGUUGGUUCUCACAGGAACGAAUGUCUUUGGUGAAAUCCCAGAUGGGUUGGGAGAUUUAACCAAUCUCGAACAGGUCACACUUUCCAGAAACAAUUUCAGCGGCGAAGUGUCUCUAAAUCUAGCGAAAUUGAUGAAACUGAAGCUUCUCGAUCUUAGCCAAAAUAGGUUUGAAGGAAAUGUCCCGGAAUCAAUCGGAGGACCAACAGAGCUUCUGAAGAUCGACCUCAGUUCGAAUAGAUUUUCCGGGAAAAUCCCAGAAAGCUUGAAGAAUCUGAGGAAUUUGGAGUUUCUAGACCUGGGUUAUAAUCGAUUUGCCAAUUUCGGAAUCCCUGUGUUCUUAUCAGAGAUGCCCAGUUUGAAAGAGGUUUAUCUGAGUGGGAACUAUCUUGGAGGGCAGAUUCCGGAAAUUUGGGAAAAUCUCAGGGGCAUAAUCGGAAUAGGAUUGUCCAAUACAGGACUUGUUGGUAAUAUUCCAACUUCCAUGGGGGUAUUUUUGAGAAAAGCUUGUUAUAUAGGGCUUGAUAACAAUGGGCUUGAAGGGACAGUGCCAGAGGAGUUUGGGAGAUUGGAGUCUGUGAAUGAGAUGAAUUUGGAGAACAACAAAUUGAAGGGUAGGCUUCCAUUUUCAGUCAAAUUUGCAGCUAAGAUGGGGAAGAAGCUGAAAUUGCAAGGUAACCCAGAACUUUGUGUUGAUGAGGGUUUAAGGUCUGCUAAAAUCGGGGGCAGUUUGGGGAAUUUGAAGGUGUGCAACAAUCCACAACAUGUUCCAAGUCCAGUCCCAUUCCUUGGGGGCAAUUCUGUCAUUCAAGCUUCUCAUCUGUUGAUGUUUCUAGGGUUUUUGUUCCUCUUACUUUGGUAGUAGGAUAGAGAUAGAUAAGAGAGAGUAGAGAGAGAAAGAGAGAGAAAGAAACAGGGGAAACAUAACAUUAUACUGCCGACUAGGUUGGACAUUUUUUUUUAAGGUUUUAGUAAUUGUAGUUUGGAAACUUAGGAUGGGGGCAAAAUGUAAUUAGGAGUUUCUAUCAAUGACAAAUGCAUAUGUUUGUUUCCAUU
Camellia sinensis is the source of this 1702-nucleotide messenger RNA. It is a transcript of the gene RIC7, whose product is annotated as ROP-interactive CRIB motif-containing protein 7. The record is from RefSeq and is a predicted model, not a curated record. NCBI's taxonomy places the organism in Eukaryota, Viridiplantae, Streptophyta, Magnoliopsida, Ericales, Theaceae. Gene Ontology annotation, molecular function: protein binding.